UCGGAGAGCAGUACGGCUAUUGAGACCUAGGAGAAGGUUGUGUUAUGCUAAAGCAGUGGAGAUCGCGGAAAUCUGGCGCCAGUGAUCAUCAGCGGGCAAGAGGAGAUUCGGCCAGUUCGAUCUGAGACUUCUCGGGUGGAAGGAGGACAAAUACUCUGACAUCAUGUACAACAACGGCAAUGGUGGAGGCAACUACGGGAAUAAUGGGGGGAAUGGCAAUAAUGGGAAUGGAGGCGCGGGGGGAGGAAGAACGAAUGGACUACAAUGCUAUGAAUGUGGGAAAUUUGGGCAUAUUGCGAGAGAUUGUUGGGCCAAGAGGGGUAGAUCUGCACAGCAAGAUGAUGAGGUAAACUUGUUUGUUCGGGAUUUGAUGAAAGAGAGAGAGGAGAAACGCAAGCGAGAAGAAGAAGAAGAGAAGCUACGGUUGAAGUUGGAGAAGGUAAGGAAGCGAGAACUAGAUUUGGCAAGGAGGACCGAGGAGAUGCAACUGCAAUUACAGGCGGAGAUCGCGGAGAAGUGGAGGAAGCAGCAAGAGGAAGCGGCAGAGAAGAUCAAAGCAGCGGCAUCGGUGGUAGGAGAUGGGAAGGGUCCUAUGAGUCCUAGGAGUCCGAAGAUCUCACCUAAGAGUAAGGGCAUUCAAAGAGGAAAGGAGAAGAAGAAACCUACAGGGUCAAGCAAACGAAGGAAGGAGGUCGGGCGAUUGGUUGUCAUGUCCUCAUCCUCAGAAAUUGAAGAAAGUUCCACAUCAAGUAGUGACGAUUCCACUGAUUCUGAAGGGGAGACACUGAAGGUGAUCAGAAGACUACGAGAAGUGAAGAGGAAAACCAAAAGCAAGAAGAAGAAAGCGAACACUAAGAAGGAGAGCAGGAAGGCACCUUCUACAGUCCAGGAAAGAGGAGAAUGUUCGAAACGCUCAUACACACCGGUUUCCACACCGGGAAACGACGCCGAACCAAAGACGCCGCUUACAAAGGGCUACAAGGGGAUUGCUGCCGGUUGCUCUCAAGAAGGCAUGAUAGACUAUACGCUGUCGGUUAUGAAGCAACUGUAGACCAAGAAUCUGAGCUGAAGGAGAUGUGCGGCAAGCAUGGCAUUAAGCUGGCUAAGAAGGAUGAGAUGGUGAGGGAACUGGCGAGAAAACAGACUGAAGUCGCAUACGACGGAUUUUUUACCACGCCACUUUCGAAGAAAACCACGUCACUGCGGAUUGGUGAAGAUAAGUUGCGGGCCCAGAAGACGCCCGAGGAGAUGGUAAAAUCCUCAAUCACCACGAGGGGGAAGGCAAAGAUGACUGAGACACCGAGAGUAGUACUGCGCUCCGCUACACCUGAGGAAUCUGCACCAGAGUCUUCUCCCGAAUCGGAUUGACAAUCAAAGCCCCCUUCGAAG
Messenger RNA from Chara braunii, 1389 nucleotides. NCBI's taxonomy places the organism in Eukaryota, Viridiplantae, Streptophyta, Charophyceae, Charales, Characeae. The record is from the annotation of a GenBank genome assembly.